CCGCCGAAGGACUUUGGCUCUGCCCCCGCGCUCACUGAAGGUCUGCCGCGGCCCUCCUCGGGCGGCGCCGUGUGCCCAACAGCUCCUGCCCCACGCGCCCCCAGGGGAAGCGCUGGCGGGUGCGGCGGGGGCUCCCUUCGAACCAAACAGCGCCCAUCACGAUGGCGCGGCUCUCGGCCGUCGGCGGCGCGGUCGCCUUUCUGGUGGCGCUCCUGCCGCUGUCGCGGGCAAGUUCAGGUUCGACGCCCGCGUCCGGCGUGCAGAAGGUCAUCAAGAUGCUUACAAAUAUGAAGACAAAGGGGCAGCAAGAGAUGAACGACGAGCAGGUGGCGUACAGCAAGUUCAAGACGUGGUGUUCGGAGGAGUCCGCGUCGCUGGGGAAGCAGGUGGCGCAGAACGGGCUGGACUGCGGCGGCGGCUGCGCCUCCCCGAAGGGAGGGGAGAUGGGAGGGGGGCCGACCGAGGUUUCGCAGCUGGGCGCAGACAUCACCAGGUUCCAGGCGGAGAUGAAGAAGGAGACCGCCCAGCGGGAGAUCGACCAUAAGAAUUUCUUGGACGAGCAGCAGGACUACAGCGAGAGCGUGGACGCGCUGGACCGCGCCAUCGCGACGCUAAGAGCGCAGGAUUACGACCGCACUGGGAAGGCUCUCAUCCAGCUGUCCAACGCCUUGAACGAGAAGGAGCGCAUCCCGGUCAAGGUGAAGUCCAUCGUCUCUGCCUUUCUCGGCAUGAUCACCGCCGGCAAGGGGGGCGUUGGCGGAAGCCAGAGCCCGGUGGAUUAUCAGGCCCCCGAGGCCAACGCGUACGAAUCGCAGCGGCCUCCGCCUGGCGCCGCCAGGGAAGGUCGGCG
This is a messenger RNA of Prorocentrum cordatum, 850 nucleotides long. The record is from the annotation of a GenBank genome assembly. Lineage: Eukaryota; Dinophyceae; Prorocentrales; Prorocentraceae.